AUGGAUAAUGCAACUGAAAUCUCGGGUGUGGAUAGUACACAACGUAGCAUAACGAUCCCAGUCUUAGUUAUAUUCGCAUUUCCAGCAUUCGUUUGUUUCUUAUUUAUUCUUUAUCAUACAAUCAAAUCACCUAGACGAUUGGUAUUUGACACAAUUAAUAACCAUAUUAUUUUUCUUAUAUUAAUCUUCGAUUUUUUAUCACUAUCAACUGAAAUGCCAAUCACAUUAUAUUAUCUNGAAAUCUCGGGUGUGGAUAGUACACAACGUAGCAUAACGAUCCCAGUCUUAGUUAUAUUCGCAUUUCCAGCAUUCGUUUGUUUCUUAUUUAUUCUUUAUCAUACAAUCAAAUCACCUAGACGAUUGGUAUUUGACACAAUUAAUAACCAUAUUAUUUUUCUUAUAUUAAUCUUCGAUUUUUUAUCACUAUCAACUGAAAUGCCAAUCACAUUAUAUUAUCUCGCACAUGGAAAUGUACAUACAGUGAAAAUCUGUCUUUUCUGGAAUUUUUGGAAUUAUACUCUUCAUGUGGUAUCUUUAAUUCUAACGGAGUAUGCUUCAAUUGAGCGUUACUUUUUAGUAUUUCAUCGACAUGCAGUUCUAAAACAUAAAGUUCUUUUUCAUUACAUUCCAAUGUUAUGUUUGACAAUCUAUAUUUCACUAUGGUAUUUUUAUUUAGUUUUCUUUUUACCAUGUCCAAAAAACAGAUUACUCGAUAUCACUGUAUUUACAUGUGGUAUGCCAUGUUUUUUUGGUUAUGCAUCGAUAACUGCUUAUGAUGCAAUUGCUAAUUUGAUGUUGCCCUCUUUGGUUAUACUCAUAUUUAAUGCAUUAAUGGUUGUACGUGUGAUUACAAGCAGAACCGUAGCAUUAGGACCUAUUCCAGUACGAGAAACAUUAAAAAAGAAUCGUCGAAUGAUUUUACAAUUGCUCGGCAUCAGUUUGUUGAGUUUAAUAAUGUGGUUACCUUGGAUAGUGAUUCUAAUUGGAAAAGAUUUUUUUGAUCCAUCAUUCGGUAAUUGA
Messenger RNA from Adineta ricciae, 1020 nucleotides. NCBI's taxonomy places the organism in Eukaryota, Metazoa, Rotifera, Eurotatoria, Adinetida, Adinetidae. The record is from the annotation of a GenBank genome assembly.